Pocillopora damicornis (cauliflower coral) is the source of this 838-nucleotide messenger RNA. RefSeq lists its product as uncharacterized. The record is from RefSeq and is a predicted model, not a curated record. NCBI's taxonomy places the organism in Eukaryota, Metazoa, Cnidaria, Anthozoa, Scleractinia, Pocilloporidae.
GCUGUCAGCUUAUGUUGAAGCAAAAAUUUAAAUGGUAAUCGUUUUAGUCAUGAGGCGAGAGGCAAGCUAUCUAUAAAAAAUGCUCAAAGUUUUUCGUUUCUUUCGCCGCGGACAUCGUUCUGUCGAUAUGAAUGAAACAGAGGGGGAAAAAGAGGCAACUUUUUGGUCAAAGAGAGGUCGUCAGAGAAGAAAGCCGCUUGAAUGCGAGUCGCGAAAAGUGAAAUAUUUGGUCAACACUCAGUCCCUCGAUGAAAGCACAGAGACUUUUGAGGAAAGAAAUGUUAGUCCAAUAGAUGGAGAGCUGGCAUCACAUAAGAAAUCUCUUAAAGCUAUGUCAAUGGAAAGUUUAACACAAUCAAAAAGAGAGCGGUCUUGUUCUCGGCCGUCGCCUAUGUAUUCUGAUGACUUCUGGUUGCGGCACUUCGACGGUGAAAAUUCAGUCUCUUGGAAAACUUUCCGUGCUGCUUUUCUAGAAGAUUACGGAUCUGUUAUACACGAAUUUGCUCCCAAUAGAAUGCACUGGAUCUUAACAAUUGUACAUACGGAUAUUUUUGGGUCGGUAGAAGACAUUCAUAAAUUGUAUUAUGAAAAGUUUUGCGGAAAAUCUAAAAAUCCGGAUCGCCUAUGGAUAAAGAUCAAAGAGUACGCGUCCGAGAGGAUUUUUCGAGAGGGCGUCAUUGAAUCGAUGUUUGAGUAGACUUAACAUACUUAAUUAAAAGCAUAAGAAAGUGAAAAUAGCUUUCGCACAUUUUUUAUGAGAUCUCCUAUACAAUAAUUCUUGUGUUUGUAUUUACAUGUUCACAUGGCACACAACAAAAUAAAAUGAACUAGAACACAG